AUGCCCCGCCAACGCAAACAAAACACCACCCAACCAACCGCCAUCGCCGCGGAAGUCCUCUCACGACCCCCCAAAGCCCUCAAAAAGCUGCUUCACUGGAACGACCUCCCAAGCUGGCAACGCGACAACCACCACAUCCACACAGGUUACCGACCAGCCUCCUUCUCCUUCCUAAUCUCCUUUCAGUCGCUCACCUACUUGCACAACGAGACCGUCAACAUAUACACCCACCUCCUUCCAGCAUUCAUAACAAUCCCAUCCGCAAUCGUCCUGCACAAUGCCAUCGCCUUGCGGUAUGAAACAGCAACGCAAGCUGAUAUAAUUGCGUUUAGCUUUUUCUUUGCAGGUGCCGCAGCAUGUCUGGGCAUGUCAGCGACAUACCAUACGAUAUCAAACCACUCUCCGCUCAUCGCGCGCAUCGGAAACACAUUUGAUUACAUCGGUAUCGUGGGAUUAAUCGUCGGCUCUUUUGUCCCCAGUAUAUAUUACGGCUUCUAUUGCGAUUCAGGCCUGCAGAAAUUCUACUGGACUAUGAUCUGCACAAUCGGGCUGGGCUGCAUCAUCGUCUCGAUCUUCCCACAAUUCCGCACGCCGAAGUGGCGGCCUUUCCGCGCAUCCAUGUUCGUGGGGAUGGGGUUGUCGGCUGUAUUUCCCGUCCUGCACGGAUUGCAACUAUUUGGGUUGGAGAUGAUGAACAAGCAGAUUGGACUUGUGUGGCUGGUGAUGCAGGGAGGAUUGUAUAUCCUAGGUGCGGGGAUAUACGCGGCGCGCGUGCCAGAGAGGUUAUAUCCUGGCGGGUUCGAUAUCCUGGGCCAUUCGCACCAGAUAUUCCAUGUACUGGUUGUAUGUGCAGCGGGUACGCAUUUGAUGGGAUUGCUGAGGGCAUUUGACUAUCGGCAUAGUGUUGCAGGUGAUUGCAUUGGGAUGUAA
Molecule: messenger RNA, 930 nt
Organism: Aspergillus ruber CBS 135680
Lineage: Eukaryota; Fungi; Ascomycota; Eurotiomycetes; Eurotiales; Aspergillaceae
Product: hemolysin III family protein
Exons: 1
Coding region: 1-930 (309 amino acids)
Cellular component (GO): membrane
Molecular function (GO): signaling receptor activity
Source: RefSeq, a predicted model, not a curated record